CGGGCUAUAAAAGUGUCCCGCCGCGGCACAUGCACACUUCGGGGAAACUUCCUGCCUGGAGUGGCGGCGCCGGCCGCCAUGGGAGGUGUGCCCGCUCCCGCCUGCCCCGCUCCGCCCUAGGGCGGGCAGCCCCGCGGCGCAGGGCGACCGCGACCCCCGCCCCGACCUGACCUGCCCUGCCCCCGCCGGAGGCAGCGCUGGCGAGCGCGCCCGCUCCCUGGUACCCGGUCGUGCCCUGGGAGGUUCGGCGGCAGGAUGAGAGUGAACGAGAGCGAGCUGAACAGCUCCGUCCUCCCGCGGGACCCGCCGGCCGAGGGCGCCCCGCGCCGCCAGCCUUGGGUGACCUCCACUUUGGCCGCCAUCCUCAUCUUCACCAUCGCGGUGGAUCUGCUGGGCAACCUCUUGGUCAUCCUCUCCGUCUACCGCAACAAGAAGCUGCGAAACGCGGGAAAUGUGUUUGUUGUAAGCCUGGCAGUUGCAGACUUGAUAGUAGCUAUCUACCCUUAUCCACUGGUCCUCACAUCUGUGUUUCACAACGGAUGGAAACUGGGAUACCUACACUGCCAGAUUAGUGGCUUCUUGAUGGGCCUAAGUGUCAUUGGAUCAAUCUUCAAUAUUACAGGCAUCGCUAUCAAUCGGUACUGCUAUAUCUGCCACAGCCUCAAAUAUGACAAGCUGUACAGCGACAGGAAUUCAUUGUGCUAUAUUGUUCUCAUAUGGGUCCUCACAUUUGUUGCUAUCGUGCCCAACCUGUUUGUGGGAUCGCUACAGUACGACCCCAGGAUUUACUCCUGCACAUUUGCACAGUCUGUGAGCUCAGCAUACACUAUAGCAGUUGUGUUUUUCCACUUCCUGCUUCCCAUAGCCGUAGUUACGUUCUGUUACUUGCGAAUAUGGAUCCUCGUUAUCCAGGUAAGGAGAAGGGUUAAACCGGAUAACAACCCUAGGCUGAAACCGCAUGACUUCAGAAACUUUGUAACCAUGUUUGUGGUAUUUGUACUGUUUGCAGUCUGCUGGGCUCCUUUGAACUUUAUAGGCAUUGCAGUGGCUGUCAACCCAAAAACUGUAAUCCCUAGGAUUCCAGAGUGGUUGUUUGUGUCUAGUUAUUACAUGGCAUAUUUCAACAGCUGCCUUAAUGCUAUAGUAUAUGGACUCCUGAACCAGAACUUCAGAAGAGAAUACAAGAGAAUUAUCGUCAGUUUUUGUACAGCAAAAGUUUUUUUCCAAGAUAGUUCUAAUGAUGCAGGAGACAGAAUGAGAAGCAAACCUUCUCCACUGAUUACAAACAACAAUCAAGUGAAGGUGGACUCUGUCUGAAAAUGGGA
Messenger RNA from Pyrgilauda ruficollis (rufous-necked snowfinch), 1325 nucleotides. RefSeq names its product melatonin receptor 1A (gene MTNR1A). Gene Ontology annotation, biological process: G protein-coupled receptor signaling pathway. Gene Ontology annotation, molecular function: melatonin receptor activity. The record is from RefSeq and is a predicted model, not a curated record. Gene Ontology annotation, cellular component: membrane. Bases 256 to 1317 code for a protein of 353 amino acids. The transcript has 2 exons. Lineage: Eukaryota; Metazoa; Chordata; Aves; Passeriformes; Passeridae.